Saitoella complicata NRRL Y-17804 is the source of this 1033-nucleotide messenger RNA. RefSeq names its product tRNA-dihydrouridine synthase. Gene Ontology annotation, molecular function: tRNA dihydrouridine synthase activity; flavin adenine dinucleotide binding. The transcript has 2 exons. NCBI's taxonomy places the organism in Eukaryota, Fungi, Ascomycota, Saitoellomycetes, Saitoellales, Saitoellaceae. Bases 61 to 966 code for a protein of 301 amino acids. Gene Ontology annotation, biological process: tRNA processing. The record is from RefSeq and is a predicted model, not a curated record.
CCCCUCGCACUCUUCGACAAAGCAAAGCAUGAGAAACGACCACUCUACGUCUCCGGCCCCAUGGUCCGCUACUCCAAACUCCCUUUCCGAGCUCUCGUUCGCUCCUUUAACACUGAUCUAGUCUACACCCCAAUGAUGCUCGCAAAAGAAUUCACCUCCCAUGCCUUCGCCCGCCACGCAGAUUUCUCAACCAACAUCGCCGACCGUCCCGUAAUCGCCCAAUUCGCCGCAAAGGACCCCCUGAUCCUUGCCCGCGCAGCGGAGCUCUCGUUCCCCUACGUCGACGGCAUAGACCUAAACUGCGGCUGUCCCCAAUCCUGGGCCGUCCAAGAAGGUAUCGGCGCACACCUCAUGCACGACAUCCAACUCGUCUCCGAAAUGGUGCGCGCAGUUAAAGCGCGGUGUGGAGUGGGUAGGUGCGUUAGUGUCAAGAUUCGGGUACAUGGGGAUUUGCAGCGGACUGUUGAUUUCGCGAGGCAAGUUGAGGCGGCGGGGGUUGAUUAUGUUACUGUGCAUGGGAGACGACGGUCGCAGAGGAGUAGUGAGCCGGUUGAUUUGGAUGCCAUUAGGCUCGUGAAGGAGAAUGUGUCGGUUCCUGUUGUGGCGAAUGGGGACGCUACGACGCUUGCCAACACCCACCAAAUCGCUGCCUACACCGGCGUCGACGGCGUCAUGUCCGCCCGUGGCCUCCUCUCAAACCCUGCUCUAUUCGCCGGAUACACCGCCACACCCUGGAGCUGCAUCGAGCGAUUCAUCGAUUUUGCGUUGGAGUAUGGUUUGAAUUUUGGGCUUUUUCAGCAUCAUUUAAGUGAUAUGAUGGAGAGGACGUUGACGAGGCAGGAACGGAAAAGUUUUAAUGAGGGGAGGGGGGUUGCGGCGUGUUUGGAUUGGUUGGAUGAGAGGUUUGUGCUUAGGAGGAGGGGGGAGGAGGGGUUUGGGGUUGUUGAUGAAAUCAUCAGGAAAUGAGAAGGUGCAGUAUACCAAGAACCACCAGUAGGAUAGAUAUUACAUGCAUAUCGUAUCGUAUACAGCC